UGUUUUACUUUACAUGGUGAAAACAUCGGUACAGUUACAACAUGGCACCUCGGGUAUACCGUCACACUGCAUUCAAAUUUCUAUAAAUGCUUCUAUAAUGCAUAUUCAGUGUAUUCAUAAUCAUAAAAUAAGGUCGCUGUCAAAUUCAGGCUACUAGUUCAGCUAACAGGGGACAACUUUCUUAGUGUACUUUCAUGCUGCCCACAUAACUGUCAUUUCAAUAUUUAUGUUCUUUAAAUCUUGCAAAUGUAAUAGCUUGGCAACGUUUUCCAGUUGAGCGCGCCAGUGCCAUGCGGCUGCGUCUGCGCAUCUCCUCUGAACACUCCUUCGCAGCCAUAGUUGCGCAGCCGGUUCCUGAGCGCGCCUUCUUACCGCUGACGCACUGGCGAGGCGCGUGCAGUUGAGAGAGGUAGGAGCUCGCGGCGACAGCGGACCGUUAGCUCCAUCUGCGUGCAGAGCGGGAAAGCUACAUUGUGAAAGAAGAUCAGUUGCGGAGACUUGCGGUUAAUGGCAUCGUUGCGCUGGGAAGGACGGGCAGUCGCCCGCGCCCUCUCCAACUAUGACCGCACUCGCGCCAAUCGGAGUCAUCAUCACGACACGCGAGCCAGCGCAGCGACAACGUUCCCUAAUAUUUCAAAAGCGUGUAUUUGUUCGUUUUAAAAGACGUCUGUGCAUUGAUUUUUAAAUUAUACAUAAGAGAUUCAUUAGUCUACAAAGGUUUUAGAAAAUCUUUUUGUAACUAGUUUUUUCUUUUUUUUUUCAACUGUAAAUAUUUCGGUGUGGUAGGGACUACGGUUUUAGGGACAGAUCUAAAAGCGCAUCGUGCGCACAGGUGUUCAUUUAGAGGUAUACGGGAUCUUAGGUUUUGGGAGGAAAAUGCAGAAUUCUUGACAUCCUUCGGAUUCUCCGUUUCCACCACUGCUAGUAUAAACAUUUGGUACACGGCAGUUUCUCAGCGGAAUUGAUUUUGGAUUGUAAAGUUCUGUUCCAUUUGAAGUUUCAAGAUGGCCGACGCGUGGGACCCCCGGGAGGGCGUGACCGCGGACCCCUGGACGUUCCCGCCCUCGGGCCCGAACGCCACGCUGUCCGAGCCGCUGCUGUACGACAGCUUCUUCAACGACUCGGAGGCGGGCCCGGCCAACGGCACCGGCCACGGCUUCGACAAGGCCAGCACGGUGGUGGUGACCUUCGUCUACCUCGCCGUCUGCGCAGUGGGCCUGUGCGGCAACGCCCUGGUCAUCUACGUCAUCCUGCGGCACGCCAAGAUGAAGACCGUCACCAACAUCUACAUCCUGAACCUGGCGGUGGCCGACGUGCUGUGCAUGCUCAGCCUGCCCUUCAUCGCCAUCCAGCUGGCGCUGGUCCACUGGCCCUUCGGCUCCGCCCUCUGCCGCGUCGUCAUGACGGCCGACUCGCUCAACCAGUUCACCAGCAUCUUCUGCCUGACGGUGAUGAGCGUGGACCGCUACCUGGCCGUGGUGCACCCCAUCAAGUCCACCAGGUGGCGCAAGCCGCGCGUGGCCAAGGGCAUCAACGUGGCGGUGUGGGGCGUGUCCCUGCUGGUCAACCUGCCCGUCAUGAUCUUCAGCGGCCUGCUGAGCUCCCGCAGGGGCGGGGCGCGCUUCUGCACCAUCGUGUGGCCCGAGCCGCAGGGGGCCUACUACACCGCCUUCAUCUCCUACACCUUCCUGCUGGGCUUCUUCCUCCCGCUGGCCGUCAUCUGCCUCUGCUACCUGCUGAUCGUGGUGAAGGUGAAGUCGUCGGGCCUGCAGGUGUGCUCGUCCAAGCGCAAGCGGUCGGAGCGCAAGGUGACGCGCAUGGUCUCCAUCGUGGUGGCGGUCUUCGUGCUCUGCUGGCUGCCCUUCUACGUCUUCAACGUGACCUCGGUGACGGGCAGCAUCAACAGCACGCCGGCGCUCAAGAGCACCUUCGACUUUGUGGUGGUGCUGGGCUACGCCAACAGCUGCGCCAACCCGGUGCUCUACGCCUUCCUGUCGGAGAACUUCAAGAAGAGCUUCCAGAAGGUCCUGUGCCUGACGAGGGGGCGGGGGGGCGGGCCCGAGGAGGCGGAGCGCAGCGACAGCCGGCAGACCCGCGCGCGGGGCGGGGCCAACAACGACGUCACGGAGACGCAGAGCGCGCUGCUCAACGGCGACCUGCAGACAAACAUCUGAGCGCGCCCCGGGGGGUCAUGGGGUCAAGGGUCACGGGGGUCACGGGAGGUCAUGGGUCAUGUGCACACCCUCACCCUGCCCCUCCCCCUUCCCCCUGGGCGAACUGCAGGCCAGCAUUUGAGCGUGCCCCGGGGGGGGUCACGGAGUCAAGGGUCACGUGCACACCCUCGCCCUCACCCUCCCUCUCCCCCUGCAGACCAGCAUUUGAGUGCGCCCGGGGGGGGGGGUCACAGGGUCAAAGGUCAUGUGCAGAAACCUUCCCCCUCCCCCUCCCCCUGGGCGAACUGCAGACCAGCAUCUGAGCGUGCCCCAGGGGGGGUGACGGGGUCAAGGGUCACGUGCACACCCUGCACCCAACCAGAGAAAUGGUUGCAACAUUUGCCUGCCAGCUCUAAACUCUUAUUUUGUUUUUUUUUUCCCCCUGUAUGUAAUAGGAUGACAUCACGCCCUCUGACUGAGAGAGCCUCUGUCUGUGCUCAGAGCCGACCCCGAUGGUUUUGGCGGCCCCAGAGUGCACCUUUAGGGUGCACCAGAGUGUACAUUUUUUUUAAAACUUCAAUUGUGUGGCCCCAGGGAGGGUUGUGGCCCUAAGCGACUGCAUGGUGUUCAUGGCUGUGGCCAGCCCUGCCACGACUGACCACCCACCCACAUUUCUGCAUGCAAUUGGUCGUUAUUAAUUACUUUUUUUUUUAUUUUGGGACAAGAAGAACUUGUUCUUUUUUUUCGUACAGAACAGCAGAGAUAUUCGAUGUAUUUAUGCGGAAAAGGAAAUCAUUCAAGGAUUUAAUCUGAAGCUUUUCUGCGAUCUGAAACUUGAAGCUUGAAAACUCGCCGAUCGUCACAUCGGUGAUCAUUCUAGUCUGAAAUGCGACGGUGAGACGCCUGCCCUCAUUGGCUGUGCAGCUCAAGCUCUUUAUCCACAGACCCAAUCAAGCGUGGAUUUGGAAGUUCAUCCUGCCUACAGUUGGGGUCUUUAAAAAUAUGAUUGUUAUCAUCAUUUUCUAUUUCAAAAAUAUGCUUUUCUUCUCUAUGUGGCAAGUCACAUUGUUUGUGUUUUAGAGGUGAUGUCCACAGCUAAUGGUGCUUUGAGGCCUUUCAGACACAGAGUUGCUGAGAAUAAAUGUGCUUAUUCAUGGAGAAAUAGAGCUGCAAAACCAUAUUCUCAUGCAAAAUUCCUGAAACGUGUAAAGUGGUCAUUGAAUUGUACGGUCAUUAACAGAAUUUGUGCUUUUUUUUGUUCCUCUGCUUUUAAAAAAAAAAAAUUUGACGAGUCAUGCACCGAGGCACAGACCUAUAACACAUCCGAAUGGCUUACCCUGUCCAUUAGGCCUAAUAUAUCAGCCCGUCCAUGUCGUAUAAAGGUCUGUGCGGCACCGCUUUUAAAAAAAAAAAAAAAAGAGAAACAAAAAACAAAUACGCAUGAUAAAUGAAUGUGGACCCUGACCAGAGAUAAGCAGGUUAGAUGAUGGAUGUACGGACGCCAGACACGAGUGAGACAGAUCCCUUCGCUUACUUUGAGUUCAGGAGAGAAGUACGGACACAGAAGCUUGAAUGCUCGGUGUUACUUCAGCUCAGGAAGGGUAAACAAAGAGUUCAGAAAGUCCAAUUUGACCCGUAGGAACUGUCGAAACUCACAGGGGAGGGUUGGAAAUUCUCAGACUGUGCCGAUGACUGACGCACAUCAGAACAAAUAGGGACGUCUCCUUAAACAGGUCUGCGGUCUCCUCACAGAGAUUUAAUGUAAAAUGACCUGGACCCACAGAUCAGGGCCUGUCCGUCAGUCAGCCAGAGGACCGAUGCCUGUCAGUAGGCAGGUUAACACCACGAGAGUUAAAUUAACACUGGCGGAGGUUCAUUUAACUUUUAACAGUGUGUGGAGAAGGAUGGGGGGGUGGGGGGGGGCAACAUGUUGUUGACUGAGUGUUGACUGAGUGCCUGACGUUUGUAAAAAUCCAGCGUGGUUCAAGUGGCCCAGCUGUUGAAAGCCAGAACAUUCCAAUCUGCUGCAUCGUGAAUAUUAAUGAGGAGGGCGGGAUCAGAACACUGUGGAAAUUAAUGCGACUGUCCCUGGGCACGUCUCUUCAUGAUUAUUCAUAAUCAGUAAUUGCGAUGCUGGAAAUCCUCGCUUCGAACGUCGCGCAGUAGGGAAAUAAGGAAGAGGGAUAAAAUCUGUCUACAGGUUUCCCGAGAAUGCCACUGUCCCAUUCUGUGGAGGGAGAGUAAGGAACAGGCCUAUGAUUGGCAGAGGGAAGCGCAAUCCCAUUGGUUGGUGCAGAGCCAGGUGGCUACAAUUAACCACCAUUGGGACUAAAGUGAUGCAUUGUGGGAUGUCAUGACUGGUAUAGCCGAGUAUUGGACAGCUGGAAUCGGAAGUCCUUGUGUUUCAAGUUGAGGUUCUCUCCUUGUUGGUGACCAUCUUUGCUGGAGUGGGUGGAGGCUAACGUCACGCUGACUGAUGUAGCGUUGGAUCGAGGCACAGGCUUUAAUUUACAGCUCAGCUGCUCCCCUGGAGCUGGUGUUAGUGAAACGCCUUUUUGUGUCUGGUUAUUAUGUCUUGUUUUGGUUUAUUUUGGGAAAAAAAAAAAUACUGUCUUGAGUGUGUCUGACUGUUAUAGAACACGGAUUUAAAACAGAGAGGUGUGACCAGCCCAUAACCACCCCUGUCAGUGUCGGACUGCUGAACGUGUCUGGCUCAGAGUUUCAUUUCAACAGCAUCUCCGGCGUUCCUCCUACGAGUGUGAGAGCUUUUUAAAAAACACAUUUCUGUGCGGACGGUGUGAAAGUUUCCCUCGAUUUCAGCCCCCCCGGUCGGAGCGCCAGGGCGUCCCGUUCCCGUGUGGCGUGUUUCGAGCGGAGAGGGCCUGCUUGAGACCCUGUGCGGGUCCCCGCCUCCUCAUCGCAGUCUCUGAGGCAGGCGCUCUUAUCCGGAGAGACGCCCGGGAGUGGAGAGCGCCGGCGUAGCGCACGCUAGCCAGACCCGUCGCCUCCGCCGCCGCUGUCGGUCUACAGGCCAGCGUUAGCGUUAGCGUGUUUGAGGAGUGCUGUUGGUCUACAGGCCAGCGUUAGCGUGUUUGAGGAGUGCUGUCAGUCUACAGGCCAGCAUUAGCGUUAGCGUGUUUGAGGAGUGCUGUCGGUCUACAGGCCAGCGUUAGCGUGUUUGAGGAGUGCUGUCGGUCUACAGGCCAGCGUUAGCAUUAGCGUGUUUGAGGAGUGCUGUCGGUCUACAGGCCAGCGUUAGCGUGUUUGAGGAGUGGUUGGUCUACAGGCCAGCGUUAGCAUUAGCGUGUUUGAGGAGUGGUCGGUCUACAGGCCAGCGUUAGCGUUAGCGUGUUUGAGGAGUGGUUGGUCUACAGGCCAGCGUUAGCGUUAGCGUGUUUGAGGAGUGCCGUCGGUCUACAGGCCAGCGUUAGCGUUAGCGUGUUUGAGUAGUGCUGUCGGUCUACAGGCCAGCGUUAGCGUUAGCGUGUUUGAGGAGUGCCGUCGGGCUACAGGCCAGCGUUAGCGUGUUUGAGGAGUGCCGUCGGGCUACAGGCCAGCGUUAGCGUGUUUGAGGAGUGCCGUCGGGCUACAGGCCAGCGUUAGCGUGUUUGAGGAGUGCUGUCGGGCUACAGGCCAGCGUUAGCGUGUUUGAGGAGUGCUGUCGGGCUACAGGCCAGCGUCUUAGCGUGUUUGAGGAGUGCUGUCGGGCUACAGGCCAGCGUUAGCGUUAGCGUGUUUGAGGAGUGCUGUCGGGCUACAGGCCAGCGUUAGCGUGUUUGAGGAGUGGUCGGUCUACAGGCCAGCGUUAGCGUGUUUGAGGAGUGGUCGGUCUACAGGCCAGCGUUAGCGUUAGCGUGUUUGAGGAGUGCUGUCGGGCUACAGGCCAGCGUACGUAGCGGUUUAGGGUGCUGUCGGGCUACAGGCCAGCGUUAGCGUGUUUGAGGAGUGCUGUCGGGCUACAGGCCAGCGUUAGCGUUAGCGUGUUUGAGGAGUGCUGUCGGGCUACAGGCCAGCGUUAGCGUUAGCGUGUUUGAGGAGUGCUGUCGGGCUACAGGCCAGCGUUAGCGUGUUUGAGGAGUGGUCGGUCUACAGGCCAGCGUUAGCGUGUUUGAGGAGUGGUCGGUCUACAGGCCAGCGUUAGCGUUAGCGUGUUUGAGGAGUGCUGUCGGGCUACAGGCCAGCGUUAGCGUGUUUGAGUAGUGCUGUCGGGCUACAGGCCAGCGUUAGCGUGUUUGAGGAGUGCUGUCGGGCUACAGGCCAGCGUUAGCGUUAGCGUGUUUGAGGAGUGCUGUCGGGCUACAGGCCAGCGUUAGCGUGUUUGAGUAGUGCUGUCGUCAGGUUCCCUUCGUCUAGCCGAGGUGCGUUUCUGUUGAGUGGAACACUGAGUCCAACCACUGAGAAAGUCCAAUAAAACACCUACAGAGAAUCUUAAAACAAUUAGGGUUAGGGAGUCUUCUCCUUCAUCUUCAUCUUCUUCGUCUAUGUCUUCUUCAUAUUCUUUUCCCGCUUUUCUUCUGCUUUUUCUGCUUAUUGUUAUUAUUAUUAAAUUGUUGAUUUUUUAAUUUUAUUUUUAAAACCAAAUUAGGCACGAAGGGACUGGAGAAACAUUUGUGUUUGAACUUAAACCACGUGUUCCUGUCAUGUCACAGUGUCCGUCCAUGUUUAAAAAACGAAAACAAACAAAAAAAAAAAAAAAAACACACACCAAAA
Molecule: messenger RNA, 6863 nt
Organism: Anguilla rostrata (American eel)
Lineage: Eukaryota; Metazoa; Chordata; Actinopteri; Anguilliformes; Anguillidae
Gene: sstr2a
Product: somatostatin receptor 2a
Exons: 2
Coding region: 1005-2174 (389 amino acids)
Biological process (GO): cellular response to estradiol stimulus; neuropeptide signaling pathway; cellular response to glucocorticoid stimulus
Cellular component (GO): neuron projection; plasma membrane
Molecular function (GO): somatostatin receptor activity; neuropeptide binding
Source: RefSeq, a predicted model, not a curated record